This is a messenger RNA of Mesorhabditis belari, 783 nucleotides long. The record is from the annotation of a GenBank genome assembly. Lineage: Eukaryota; Metazoa; Nematoda; Chromadorea; Rhabditida; Rhabditidae.
AUGAUUCAGCUCAUCGUUUUAGGAUAUAUUUUCCAGCUGGCCCUAGCUCAAUGCACUCCUCCACCCGAUUCCGGAACAGCUCUGGGACCUUGCUUUGGUCCAGGCCCAAGUGGAUGUCCAGUUGGAACAUCCUGCUAUUGUGAUACUUGCUAUCUCGCUCCGCCAACUACAACUCCACCACCGGUCACUUCUAGCCCAAAUUGCACAGACGCUGAUCCGAAUUGUGCCUUGUAUGAGCAGAAUGGUUUCUGUAACAUGACAUUGUAUUCAGAAGAGCAAAAAAAACGAUUUUGUUCGAAAACAUGCGGCUAUUGCCGACCCAGUUGUGUGGAUCUUGAUCCGAAUUGUCCUCUUUAUGCUUCGAAUGGCUUCUGUUCUUCACCAAUUUACGCUGAAGAAGAUAAGGCAAAAUAUUGUUUGAACACAUGCUUUAACUGCGAAUUCUCUCGUACAACCACCCCUCAAUACAAUAGGCAAACAAGCUCAUGGUAUUACAAUCCAUGGCAAGGACAGAGUACUCAGCAAUGGUAUAAUCCCUACACAAGUGGAUGGUACUAUCCAACAGGAGGAUAUCAAGGAGGAUCUACUCCAAACUAUCCAUUCUACACAGGACAGUAUCAAGGCUGGAGCACUCAAAAUUAUCCAAUCUACACUGGUCCAUAUCAAACAAACACUUUCAAUUAUCAAGGAUCAACCCGUCCACCAGUGUUUGGGAGCAAUUCACCAAAUGUCCCUCGAGCUGUUACCACUCCUCGUCCUCCCUCAUUCUCCACUACACAAAUU